AAAUAAAUAAACAGCAACAACAGUCAACGAGUCAACUUUAAAAUUCCCCAAUUUUUACAAAUUGCUAUGAAAAGGAAUAGGUAUUUUUGUCAAUUGAGGAUCUUCUAAAGAAAACCUAAUUACAAGCCUAGAUGAAAAUACAGAAUACAAUCUUUCAAAAUCCUCUCCCUCAAAGUUAAUAAACCAUACCAAAUGGAGGUAUUGGCAUAAUGAUGAAGAAGCAAUAACGUUUAUUGACUGUUUUAAUCAAGUAGAAAAAAUGGAUAAUCUGAGUAAAGAGAGUGAUGUAAUUGAUAUGGAUAAUCCUGCUGUUUUGUUACAUAGUUCAAUGACAGAAACAGGGAAAAAUGAAGACUUAAUUCAGAACUCAAGAAGAAAUAAUGAACCUCCAGCAAAAUCUGUUUCCUGCACAGAGUUGCUAACAAAUUAUUUAAAAUCUAGUUCAUGCAGCAAUAUGGAUGGUAAAACAUUAUUCUAUAAUGAGAAGGGUUGGCCAGUUAAAAUAUUGAAAUUAACUGAGGACUCGCCCCCAAAAACAACAAAACCCAGGUCCACUCGAUCUGUGCCUUCGACCUCGAAUAAGAAAUCACCUCGCAAAGAAAAAUCCAUUUACACGCAAAAGACGCAAGUUACUGCACAAAGUAGACUGAGGAAAAAGUCAGAAUCUUUGAAAGAAGAUAAAGAAAAUAAGAAAACUGAACCCUCAGAGGAAAAUGGUACUGAAUGCAGCUCUAAAAUAAAUUUUGAACAACCUGACCCAAAGGAAAUAGUGGACAAGAAAAUUGACGAUGGUGUUGGCACGGACUUGAAAUCUAUGUUACAAAAACUAGACGAAACCAUGGACCAGUUAACUUCUGACAAACCUGCUCAAGUAACAGCUACAACAAAUAGAAGUACAACAUCAAACAAGAGCGUUGGCAGCUCUCAAAGAAAUUCUAGUCUCGAAAGGAAGAAAACACAAAAUGACGUAAAAAAAGAUGAUGUUCUACACAGUGCUAGAUCAAACAAAUAUAACAGUAAAGACGUUAAAGCUUACAUGCAAGCCAAACGAGUAGAAAGGAAAAUACAGAUGUCUGAAGAAACAAGAAGGAAGCAAAACAUGUUAGAAAUGCAAAAGAAAAACUUGGAAAAACUCAGAGAAAAAGCACUCCAAGUCUUGAAAAAAAGUUCUGCAAAAUCAACGGAUGAGACUAAACCAAAAUGGCAAGGACCACUAGAAGAAGAAGACAGUGAAGUGCUACCUCCAGCGAUUCAUAUUUUUGAAAAUAAAAUUCCUACAGCCAGAAAACCCAAAACUAACCUGAAAGUUGACGAGGCGAAUGUUGAAAAAGAAUCUUCGGGUGAAAAACCUUUGGUAGAACAUGAAAAAUACUACAACAAAUCUGAAGAGCUUGAAAAAAUUUUGAAUGAGGACAACGAGAUAGAAAGGAUGGAUUCUAAAAAACCUAAUCUUGGGUUAGACAAUGCUCGGAGAAAACUACGGCUGUCAAAAAGUAAACCGUGUAUAGAAAAUCAUCCGAUGAAUAUCGGAAUGGAAGCAGCUGCAAUGGAAAUUGUUCCUCUACUUCAGCUUGAAAUGGAAAACGCCAGGAGGAGUUUAGAGAGUAAUAUACAAUCUCCUAAGCUGUCAAGAGAUGGGAAUUAUUACAAUGUAGCUCUUGAAACAAAUGAAACUGCCAAUGGACCCCAUAGCAGUAGAAGAACAACAUUCACAUGCACCCCAAGAGAAUCAGUAGAGGCUGAUCUUCCUCACUUAGAAGAGUCCUUCUUGUAUGAGGCACCCACCAAACUCUCUGCACAUUCAGAUACGUCUAAUACAAGUAGUCAUCGAAAACGUCAUCAUUUCUCACCUGCAAAAACCAACAAUACAUUGUCAAAGAAGUUAUGUGGAAAUACCCAAGAAGAAGUUUUGAAUAAUAAAGUUUCGAACUCGUUUGAAGACCAGUUGAGAAGAAUCCAAGAAGUUUUACAAAAGCAAAAAGAAAACAAUGAACCUGAAAAACUGCUGUCGCAGAUAAAACCGGAUGGCUUCAGUAUAAUGAAUGUCAUGAAGAUGAAACUUCUCACCAACGAAAACAAGUACCUUCCCAAAACAAACCCCAAGGAGAAGAUUAUAACGACGAAAAACUCAUUUGACGAUGAUACUGAUGCACCUUCAAUAAUAUCAAUGGAAGAAGAUUUUAGACCUCACAUAGAGCCUUUGAGAUUGUCCGACUUACAGCUGAAGUUGGACCGAAGUGAUCAGACUUCUUUAACGUCCCAGUUAUCGGCUGCGACCUCCAAAACAUCUGGGAGGAAUGCUGUUGAAAGUCUCAAAUCAUCGUCUUACACAUAUGAUGCUCCACCGUUGUUAGUGCCAGAGUCUGUACAGAAUCUGAAAUUGUCUUCUAGCCGGAGUUAUAACGAACUUUCCAAUCCUAGUCAAAAAAUAUCCAGCCAUUCUAGUACCAUAAACACCAAAAUAUCAAGCCAUGCGACUUCUUCAAAUUUAUUUCCUGGGGAACAAGAGAUCUCAAACUCUUUGUCGUCUGUUAGUAAAUCUAGUCAAGGUCAUCCAAGGGUAAAAACAUUUCAAGAAAGUAUACAUUCCGACGUACUUCCUACAAAUCCAGCAAAAGAUGUGCAAGCUGUUCAAAGGUCCAAUCCGGCAGCGCUGUUUUUGCAAUUCCACGCUGAGCUGAGCAGAUUGGAUGCCUUUGAUCAGAGUCUAGCGCAAGUGAUAGCUGCCGAGAGACUUCACAGCUUGUCUGCCCAUGUACAUGUGUGUAACAGGCCUACUCGUACCAUGUCUGACGUAGGCUACGGUCAUGUAGCUACUGACCGACCUGAACGCACCAGUCGAAGCAGAUCUUCUCAUUAUUCCUCGGUGUUUGAACAGCCUUCAUCUGAACCCAAGGCCUCUCCCAUCAGUGAUGUAGGAAGUGUUAAAACUGUAACCAGUCAUCAAGACCCUCCGGGAGGCUCUAGAUCAGUGUCCUCUGCUCACUCUGUAGUGGAACAGCUGUCACCUGUUUUGGACAACACACACAGUGAUGUAAAGGAAGUGCCUCAGAAGUUCAGUCCAUUCCUCAAUUCUUCGUCUUCUUCAAUUCCUUUACCUUUCUCCCCAAAAAGUAUACACAUCCUCAAAGUGCUAAUAGACGAUGCAAUGUUCCAAAGGAAACAGGUUGAGUUGAUGUAUAAAACUCAAGAGGAUAUACUGUUAGCACAAUACAAAGCUGAACUAUCCGAAAUUGAUAUGCGAUACAGACGAGACGGUCAACUAACCAACAUUGGAAUUGAGACCAAAAAGAUUGUUGAAGAAAAAUAUCAAACUCCUUUGAUCAAGUUGAGACAGACCAGAGAUGAGGCUCUCUCUAACUCAGAUGCUCGAAUAGAUUAUCUAACAAAACAAAUAAGCUGGUUGAAGAAACAAAAGAAAAGUAAAGGAAACCCUAGGUCAGCAGAAACAUCCCCCAAGAAAUUAACUCCUUUACGCAGCAUCUCUCUUACUUCUGUUGUCGAGAACAGUUCUUCGUCAGAGUCAUCGGUGGGACUUGCAACAUUCGAUGAUAAAAAGAGGCAAGAAACAGAAAGAAGUAAAUCAUCAUCAGUCUCCAGUAGAAGGAAAAUAGAUAGGGAGAUGUUAUGGAGGCUUCAGGAAGAGUUAGCGAGGGUUAAAGAACUCCAGAAAGGGGAACGAUCUCAGAAAUCAAGUAGGUCAAGGAGAGACAAAAGCACUUCACCGCUGGAGAGUGUACAAGAAACAAGCACCAAAGACGUAGCGUGCUCUGUAAAUGGAGACGCUGAAAACAUAAGUCCCCAAGCUACAUCUAGCAGUGUGAGAACAGUCGAGGAAGCACGCAGUACAGAUGUAUACAACAGCGAAAGUUUUGAGUCACCAGAGUCGUCUGAAACUCCUCGCCAGCCUAAGAUGAUUGCAAAGAUUCCUCUGUCCAGCAAGCCUUUUGUGACGGCCCGACCGAACAACAAGAAUAAAGUGCUAAUCAAAGUUCCGUUGUCUCCUCGGGUGCAAGUGCGAGCCAGACGUAGGGGCUCCAGUGGGUCGGACGAGUCGUUGCUACUCUCACAGAAUGAGACUCAGUCGGAGCAGAGCGACUACGAGGUUAGAAUCUCAGCGUUGAAGGAGCAGAAGAGACAAAGGUUUGCCGAGCUCAACAGAUUAGAGAGGGAACUCAAGAGAGCACAGAGGGAGCAGCUCAAGGCUACCGAGGCAGCACUUGUCAAACAAAUACAGGCAUAUGAGUUGAAGAUAACACAGACAAAGAAGCAACUAGACGAAGUUACUGCGACUAACAUUGUUCGACCACAGAUAAAACAUCCUAGAGUAUCUGAUAAGUUCUUUCCUCGCACUUCCGAUGUUUUCCAAAAAUCCCAAAUUAUCGAGGAGCUUCCAAAACAGCAAGAACAGAACGUAUCAGACUUGGAUACAAAUAGUUUAAAAUCAAUAUCCGAGGCCUCUAGCACCGAGACAGCCAUUCAGAGUUCAGGAGUAGUUCCAGUAACAGAGCCAUCCAGCAAAUCUUCAGUAGAGGCUGAUAAUGAGACUAAAGAAGUUUUGUCUGUAGAAAGCGAAGUGAGAGAAGCACUGUCUAGUGUUGCUUCUGAAACUGACGUACCAACGGUUCUUGACACUCAAAAAUCAUUUGUGUCUGAAACUCAAGAAUUAAAUGAAUUUGGAGUUAAACCAGUAGUUUUAGAAUCCACAAAUAAGGAUAAUCCUAUCAACUGGAUGGAUGCUGAAGACUAUUUCAAUCAGAUGGAUUCUUCAGGAAAUGUACCAUCUGACGAAUCAAAACAUGCAAGAAUAAGUUCUGAAAAGUCAGCAAGUUCCAUUUCUCCUGAAACAAACAUAUCAGAAGAACUGUCUAAUGAACCCUUAGACAAAUCAAAGUCAAAUACAUCUAGUCAAGAGUUUCAUGAUGCGGAGGAAAUUCUGGGUACUCCAAAAACAGAAUCUAUUGUUAAUAGUUCAUCGAAACAAAGUGAUACUGAUAACAGUGAAAAAGUUUCUGAAGAACCAUCUCAAGCAGAGUCUCCUGUUAAGGAAGAAACAAUUAAUUUUGACGAAGGAAGAGUAACCAGCGUUGUUUCAGAAUCCCCUUCAAAUAAAUCUCAACAUUCGGUUCCAGAAAGCAUAAAUACUGAUCAUCAAUCAACUAGUCAUCAUUCAAACUUUUCAAAGGCAGAAUCUGAUGUCUCACAAUACGAUGACGAUGAUGUAAAUAUUUCCAAUAUCGUAAGUGAGAAAUCUGACAUAACAGAAACAUCUCAUUCGCUGCUGGCAUCUGUAGGAACAGCUUCACAAUGUCAAUCUGCUGACGAAGAAAACGUACAAUCUGAUGAAGAGGCAACCUCUAAUACUUCACAGUCGGAAGUGAUAAAAGUGUUUGUGUCAAACAAAACUCAAGAAUCCAAAGAGCAAACAGACAGUGAUAAUAAUAAUGUCAACUUAAAUGAAACAUUCGUUGUUUCUGAAUCAGAAACUAAACCUGAUAAAGAUGACUCAGUUGUUGACAACAUUACUGACAAAAUACUACAAAAUCUAUUGAAUGAAUGCUUGGUUUGCAGAAAAGAUGACGAGUCAAUAGAAGUUGAACGUAAUAUUCUGGAAUCUGAUGAGUCGAGUGAGAGAACUUCUGAUGUGCAGUUAAAAACUCAAGUAUUAGUGAACAACUUCACCCAGACAGUGUUAAAUAAAUUUGUUCAAGAUGCUACAGACUGUAUGCUAAAAAUAAAAGAUGCCAAAAAGGCAGCGGAAGUAAAGAGAAAGGAUAAUGAAUUAGUAAACGGCGAGGUAUCAUCAAACAAAUUGCUUGAAGCUCUGGCACUCGAAAGAAAAGUCAGUCCUAGUGAAAAAGUUCGUGAAGAAACCACGGCUCCAUCAAAGCCCACUCAGGGCUCUAAUAACGAGGUGGAGUUGACUGCAGGCAAUGAGAGUGAAGUGUGGUUUGAGGAGGAGUUGCCAGCUGUUAGUCUGCAGACACAACGAGAGGCAGAGGAGUUGCGACUCAAGCAGUUGCAGAUAGAGCAAGAGAUUGAACAGAUCAAACAGUUGGAGGCUCAAGAAAGCAUUCCCUACUACUAUCUACGAGAAAUACCUAACAAACCUCCCCCUCCGUACACACCUCCGGGCCAGUCUGUCGCCAGAGAGACACGACUUGUCCCUACGAGACGGGAGGACAUAGAGAAACUGGUCUCCACGGCAACCAAGGAGCUAGUGACAGUGUGGCAGGCAGCGGACGACCUGUCAGCAGCUGAACCUACUGAGGAGUAUCGCUCGUUAAAAAUCGGAAACAAAAUUUACAACAAGUUCUUGUUUGACUUGGUGAAACAAAUUUUUGUGAAAAUCACAUCGACUGGUGUCGAUGAAAAAGAACUCCCACCUUGGGAAAGAACUGGCUGUGAAAUGAAACAUUUUGUUUUGCCAAAGUUCACAGAGGAAUCUAUCAGUGAUUUUGUGAUGAAAAAGGUGCAAGUAUUGUUUGGUUUCGAGCCAGACACGAUUAAAGAGAGUGGCAUCAUCGAGUGGUCGAGGAAAAAACGGGACAGAGUGGAUGAACUACUUGUGCGUGAAUCUCAAGAGGAAGAACGGGAUUGGACGGACUACUCAAAGUGUGCAGUGGCUGUAAAGAACAAUGUAGCUUUAGGUAUUUUGGAUAGUCUCUUAGAGGAGACAGGACAGGUGUUGAGCGAAGCUUUACAUAAGAAACUGACAUAUUGUCAGAAGUCAACGUGAGUUUGUUGCAUGUAAAAGAAAUUAGUUUUUUUCCAGUUGUAUUUUUAAGUUUUGUUGUACGUGAAUGAAAAGCAAUUUCAACCUUUAAGUUGGACUUAAUAAAUAAAGAAUAAAGUCAUGUUAAGUUAUGGCAAUUUGAUCAUAAAUUAGAUACCCUAAACUAGAGUUGUUAUUAUAAUCUAAUUACUCAAAUUAUUAGGUAAAAUUUUUGUGUACAUUUUCUUUUGUUUUUCUCUGUAUUUACACACUUGUAAUUUUUCUUCAAUUU
Macrosteles quadrilineatus (aster leafhopper) is the source of this 7007-nucleotide messenger RNA. RefSeq names its product centrosome-associated protein 350-like. Gene Ontology annotation, molecular function: microtubule binding. The transcript is spliced from 23 exons. The coding region runs from base 260 to 6739 and encodes 2159 amino acids. The record is from RefSeq and is a predicted model, not a curated record. Lineage: Eukaryota; Metazoa; Arthropoda; Insecta; Hemiptera; Cicadellidae. Gene Ontology annotation, cellular component: centrosome. Gene Ontology annotation, biological process: microtubule anchoring.